Oncorhynchus gorbuscha (pink salmon) is the source of this 1221-nucleotide messenger RNA. It is a transcript of the gene lg21h10orf53, whose product is annotated as linkage group 21 C10orf53 homolog. Lineage: Eukaryota; Metazoa; Chordata; Actinopteri; Salmoniformes; Salmonidae. The record is from RefSeq and is a predicted model, not a curated record. The transcript is spliced from 3 exons. The coding region runs from base 123 to 401 and encodes 92 amino acids.
UUCCUUGGAGAUGACGGUCGCGCCCGUCGUUAGGGGCAAUGCUGUGCGUAACACAGGCCAGAAAUUAAUCCAGGACAUAGAAGAGGUUUAGUUGGUAAUAGGCGUUAUCAGCAAUAGUUACAAUGCCUCAAAAUGCAGUAGUAAUCGUGCGCUACGGCCCUUAUAAAUCGUGUGGCAUCGUGGACCACAGAACGUUUCGUCUGAUUGGCCUCCAAGCGGCAUUGAAAGAGAAUGGACAUCAAAGUGUAUUGGAGAAAAUGUCUGAUUGGAACAAGGUGGAACUUGUGGUCAAUGGAGAAUGUGUCUACACAUGCAGCAUAAAACAACUGGAGUUUGGAGGAGAUGGGAAACUGGACCCCCUAUGCAAGGAGGCCGUCACUGCUGUGCAGAAUGCAUACUGAGAUACACCCACACUCUACCAGGAGAUUGGUCAAGGGGAUGAAUCUAGGCAAAUCUAAUAGUAAACCUGAAGAGAAGCACAGCAACAGACACUUUUUUUUUUGGAUGACAAGCAUUACAGUACCAUACAAUAGUGUUCUCCAGCAUUAAGUCAAGUGUUGUUGUAUUUAUUGCUACAAAAUCUCGGGGACCCAGAAUCAAACGUGCCGUGUAUGCUGGUCAUCUCAACAGUCUGUAUUGAGAGACUGCAACAUGCUAAUUGCAACAUGUAGUCAUUAUAGUUUCUUAUGAUUUUUGCUUUGUGGUGAUUGACUGUACUAUAGUUACUAUAUCAUUGUCGAUAUUGCCUCAGACAAUAUUGUGUCUGGUCCCUGUCUGAAAACAUACAUGACAAAAUCCAUAUAAUUCCCUUAACCUUUGGCAUACUACCCUUCUUAGAUCUGCUUCCUGUGGUCUCUCUCCUCAUCUGAAUAGGAUUACUUCUGCAAUCCAUUCUCAAUUAGCCUUAUGGGAGGGAUUGUGCACUAAUAGAAUCAUACCCCAUCGGUCAAACCACGGACCAAAUUUGCAUUGCAAGCAAAAAUCCAAACAGUCAUGCAAACACUGCCACACAGUCACAGUCUGGGGUGUGUCCCAAAUGGCAACCUAUUCUCUAUGUCGUGCACUACUUUUGACCAGAGCCCUGGUCAAAAGUAGUGCACUCUUAAGGGAAUAGGGUGCCAUUUCGGACGCCACCUCUGAGCUUAGGCUCAAUGUCAGCUUCAAUGUUAACCAAAAACAUACGGAGGUGCUUAUAGGGGUUCAUGGCACUUAUCACAUUUC